Molecule: messenger RNA, 1377 nt
Organism: Owenia fusiformis
Lineage: Eukaryota; Metazoa; Annelida; Polychaeta; Sabellida; Oweniidae
Source: the annotation of a GenBank genome assembly
CCGCAGUAUGACCAACAGUACAUGUAUUAUUGGCUUAUUCCUACAAUGAACAGUCAAGCUGGCUAUUUUAAAAUAAUGUUAGAGAAAUCACACAUGUAAAUGUAGAUCCACCAGUGGACGUUAUACAUAGAGAGAUGGAUCAUCCAAAAGAUAAUAUACAGGAAAUCACAGAUGAAGAUCUGAUUGAAAGACAAAAUUUCAUUGAGAAAAAUAUAAAAGAUGACAAAGAGACAAAGUUCAACCAUGGAAAUGGAAUUAAUGCUCCAGGCCUACCUGAUAAAGGGAAUGAAAUAUGUGAUCUAACAGAUGACUCAAAUCAUGGGGUUAAAGACAAUGAUGAUACAAGGAAAGUCAGUGAGAUUCAGAGAAUUCAAGACAUUGACAAUGAAGUUUGUAAAAGUGAAGACAAAACUAUCAAAGGUGAAUCUACUGAGGAACCUCCACUGCCAGACAUUGAAUAUUUUGACGAUGAAGAUGAGCACAAUGAUCAACAAAAAGCUGAUGUUGUAAACAAACAAUUUGUAAAAGAUAGGUCUUUGAAUCCUGAAAUCGGGAAAGAAUACCAAACUGUCCAAAGACAUGAUUUGAAUCAAAAUGCUCAACAAAAUCAAUAUAUUAAACCACCUGGGUCAAAUCAACUGGAUAGAGAUUGUGCUAAUAAUAGAGAUGGAGUCAACAGGGGGGCAUGUUACGAUUACUGGUGCAUGGGAGCAGAUCCAAGGUGGUACUACCCCUGGGAUAAGGAUAACUCAUGCACCAUGCUGACCCUGGCGGGAAUGUGGGGAUUGGUCUGUUGUUUCUUCCCUUGUUCAAUUUGUAUCAAGUGGAUGAGAGACGUCAUGUGUUGUGUGAGUGACCACCAAUGGGACGGCACAUGUGUAGGGGAAACAAUCUGUGGUAUUCCAAGAUUUGGUAACCAUGUAAGACAUCGAAAAAAUAGUGAUUCUAGUUUGGAUAGUUACGGUGACACACCUGCAUCAAGAAUGUAUGAUGCUUGAUGGGUGUACUUAAAGUGGUAAUAACACAAUAAAUCAUAUAAUGCUUGAUGGAUGUACUUAAAGUGGUAAUGACACUGUAAAUCAUAUUAUGCUUGAUGGAUGUACUUAAAGUGGUAAUGACACUAUAAAUCAUAUUAAGCUUGAUGGAUGUACCUAAAGUGGUAAUAACACCAUAAAUCAUACACUGUUUGAUGGAUGUACUUAAAAGUGGUGAUAACAUCAUAAAUCAUAUGAUGCUUGAUGGGUUUACUUAAAGUGAUAAUAACAGAAUAAAUCAUAUGAUGCUUGAUGGGUGUACUUAAAGUGGUAAUCACCAUAAAUCACAUGCAAUUAAGAGGAAUAGUGAUUAUAGCUUUAAUAGCUCCUAAGAAAUUCCCAC